Lathyrus sativus (Indian pea) is the source of this 480-nucleotide messenger RNA. NCBI's taxonomy places the organism in Eukaryota, Viridiplantae, Streptophyta, Magnoliopsida, Fabales, Fabaceae. The record is from the annotation of a GenBank genome assembly.
AUGGAUGCAGCCACAUUCGCGGCGGAGUUCACUAGCACGGUUGAGGCCGGGAGGUUGUUCAAGGCUUUGAUCCUUGAUGCACCAAACCUCAUCCCCAAGCUUUUGCCGGCGAUUAAGAAUAUUCAACUUGUUGAAGGCACUGGAGGACCCGGAAGCAUUCAAGAAAUAACCAUUGUUGAAGGUACUAACAUCAAACAUGUGAAGCAUAGAAUUGAUGGAGUAGACGAAGAGAAUUUGAUAUAUAAUUAUUCAGUGAUCGAUGGCGAUGGUAAGCCGGAAAUUCUCGAAUUGGUUUCACAUGAGGUGAAGAUUGAACCAAGUAAAGAGGGUGGUUGCAAGAUCAAGAAUGUUAGCAAGUAUCAUCCCAAAAAAGGAGUUGAGAUCAAAGAAGAGGAUUUGAAGGCUGUUAGGGAGGAAGAGUUGGUUGUUCUCAAGGUAGUUGAUGCAUAUCUUGUUGCAAACCCUGAAGCCUAUGCUUGA